AAAUCAUUUCAAGUACUUUAGAUAUGCUUGAUUGAUCUUGCAGUGUGCAAUAGAACCUAUAGAGUAGUCGCAAAAGUGCAAAUCCUGUCCAUCCAGCAAUCCAGGCAGGUUUAAGCAAACUCUCAUAAUAAUACCUGAAAUAUUUCAUAUAGUAUUUGAACCCAGGCCUGCUUCUCAUGCAGUAAGCAGAUGCAUGCACUGUAUACAGUACAUGAGCACUCCCUCAAACAGUCAUGACAGAACCCGGUCUUACUCUGCUACAGUAAGGGUCAGGUGCAACACUGCAACCAACACAACAACCAGCACAACCUUAUACCACAGCCUUUGAGCAGAGACCUGCAAGCUAAACCUACAGACUCAUCCUAUAGCGACGUUGCAGGCAUGGCCAAUCACACCAGCGUCCUGAGAUGCAUCCUGCUGCUGCUAUUGGCUGUCGCUCUGGCCUCGGCUUUGAGAACAUUGGACACGAAUGAAGAGCUGGAGAAGACUGGCUUCGGGACCCCGCCCCCUCGCCACGGCCUCAAACUACUCCUCUGGUAUGUCCAGACCUGCAUUGACAACAACAUGGUGUCUCUCUGUGACCCCAGGGAGGGAGCAUACGGGUUCCAUAUGUUCAAGAACUAUAAACUGUUACUCCCCAAACUGAAAGACCAGAACCUGUACACCUACUACACCAUUGGUAACCUCCAUUCCCAUGGUGCAGAGAACCUGCCCUAUGAAGUGAGGCGGUACUACGACAAGGACAACCUCCUCAGCAACCAGGACCGGGUGUUGGUGAAGUACAACCAGAACAACAAUCACAUCGAGAAGAUCUACAUCUCAGAGCACUACAAGCAACGCAAGACGUACAUGAUCGGGCCCAAUCUUCUCUCCUCUCUCAGACAGCCCAGUUGGCUUGCAAUGAUAUGAUAGUAUGAAUAUCAAAUCUGUACAUUAUGCUAUUCACUGUUGUUUUUCUUGACACAAACCUGAUGGCAUUACUAAACCUGUAAUAUGUCAACCUGA
Salmo salar (Atlantic salmon) is the source of this 1005-nucleotide messenger RNA. RefSeq lists its product as uncharacterized. Lineage: Eukaryota; Metazoa; Chordata; Actinopteri; Salmoniformes; Salmonidae. The record is from RefSeq and is a predicted model, not a curated record.